Messenger RNA from Meloidogyne enterolobii, 578 nucleotides. Lineage: Eukaryota; Metazoa; Nematoda; Chromadorea; Rhabditida; Meloidogynidae. The record is from the annotation of a GenBank genome assembly.
CCUAGAAUUACCUCAAAAAGGAUUGGCGCAAAAAUGCGCGAUAAAAUCUGUCAGAAAGGGGUAAAUACACGCGUGUCAAUAUUAAAUGUACACAAAUGGGAUUUUUUACUUUUUUUCUAAUCCCUUUACAUAUUUUCUUUUUGAGAUUAAAAUUAAAUCUACUUAAUAUAUUAAAAUUUUGUUUUAAUAGUGUUCCGAUUAAUUUAUUCUCCAAGUUUAUUUUUCCUCAAACAUUUCGCACAACAUUUGUUUUGUUUCUAACUUGUGUUGUGUUCAUGUUUAUCUAACCUGUUUAUUUGUCUUUCAACAUCUCUUACAACUUUUUUCUUCAUGUUUUCCUAUAACCUACCUCUUCCAACUUGAUCCCCCAACAUGCCUCUCCAACAUUUCUUUUCCAACUUGUUCUCUUCUGUUGUUUUUCCUGUGUUUUGUUCAUGUUUAUCUAAACUUGUUUAUUUCACUCCCAACAUCUCUAGAAACUUUUUUCUUCAUGUUUUCCUCCAACUUGCCUCUUCCAACUUGUUUCUGUCAUGUUUUUCUUUGUUUUAAUAUUUUCUCUAAUUUGUCUAAACAUGUUG